CCCUUCUCUAUCGUCUCCUGAUGUCUAGAAGCAACAGCAGAAUGCAGGUCCCUCACUAAACCAUUCGCAUUCCGAGCACACACCCUCUCACCAGCGAAGUCCUCUGAUCCGUCGAGCAUUAAGACCUCCGAAUUAUGGGAUUUCUGAGGAUGGAGUACGGGAGAGAUGGAAUGCGUUUAACGUGGAGUGUGUUUCCUUUCGCUGUAAUGUUGGCACUCAGCUCUCUUGUCGGACCUGCGCGAGCUAGUCCGGACUACACAGAGGCCUUGAGGUUGAGCUUAUACUUUUUUGAGGCCCAGCGCUCUGGUUAUUUGCCGGCUGAUCAACGAGUGAACUGGCGUAGUCAUUCCGGUCUUAACGACGGCAAGGAUCAAAAUAUUGACCUUGUCGGAGGAUAUUAUGAUGCGGGAGACAACGUGAAAUUUCAGCUACCUAUGGCGUUUACAGUCACGACAUUGGCGUGGAGUGUCAUCGAAUACCGAUCUCAGCUUCAGAAGCAAGGGCAACUCGACCACGCUCUCAAAUCCAUCAAGUGGGGCACCGAUUACUUCAUCAAAGCGCACCCCGAACCCAACGUUCUUUGGGCCGAGGUUGGAGAUGGCACCACUGAUCACGAGUGCUGGAUGAGACCUGAGGACAUGACCACGUCUCGCCAAGCUUACAAGGUUGAUGCCAACAAUCCAGGAACUGAAGUUGUGGCAGAGACUGCAGCCGCAAUGGCAGCGGCGUCCAUAGUGUUCAAGUACUCUGAUCCGGGAUAUUCGAACACUCUUCUGACCCACGCGAAACAGCUAUUCACAUUUGGCGACACUCACAGGGGUAACUACGAUAGAAGCAUACCCAUCGUAAAGGGUUACUACCCGUCUGUCAGUGGCUACGGGGAUGAAUUGCUUUGGGCUUCUUUCUGGCUUUUUGAGGCAACUGGAGAUGAGAACUAUCUGGAAUAUACAUCAGUAAAGGCUCAGGAGCUUGGCGGAACAGGUUGGGCCAUGACUCAGUUUGGCUGGGAUGUCAAAUACUCUGGUCUUCAAGUUCUGGCCUCGAAGAUCUUGAUGCAAGGUAGAGGAGGUGCACACACUAGCACCCUCCAGUCCUAUCAGAGACAAGCAUCCUACUUCCUGUGUGCCGCUUUAAGCAGGAACAAUGGCAAAAACAUUCAACGCUCUCCCGGGGGUCUGUUCUGGAUCCAGCCCUGGAACAAUAUGCAAUUUGUGACUUCAGCAGCAUUUUUGCUGACAGUCUACGCAGACUAUUUAAAGGCUGCAAACCAGGAACUCACUUGCUCAGGCUCACCCGUUCAAACAUCUGAACUAAGUGGCACGGCACAGAAGCAGAUCGAUUACAUUUUGGGGCAUAAUCCACGAGGAAUGAGCUACAUGGUGGGCUUCAGUAACAAUUACCCUAAAGAGGUUCACCAUCGUGGGUCUUCUAUUGUGUCGAUCAAAGUAGACUCUGCCCAUGUUCAGUGUAAGGACGGGUAUGCCACCUGGUACAAGAAGCCACAAGCCAACCCAAAUGUUCUCCUUGGAGCUUUAGUAGGUGGACCCGACGCCAACGAUAACUUCAUCGAUGAUCGUGACAACUAUCAAAUGACAGAAGCCUGCUUGUAUAAUAAUGGACCCCUUGUCGGUGUGCUGGCCCGUUUGAGUGUCGGCCCCACGUACCAAGGCGAGACAGAACGGCCCGAAUUUUGGACUCCUGUUCUACCCAAGGCUCCAGAUUCGCCUCGAAGUCCUCCACCACCACCAUCCACAUAUCACAAUGUUCCCUGGAAAAUAACUGAGUUUGUGCAAGAAUGGCAAAGCAGGUCGACAGCCUUGGUGGAGCUCAAACUGUUGGAUUUGAAGUGGGAGGGAUUUUGGAUUCAAGGCCUGGGCUGUGCAUGGCUUCUCCUUUACAGAUGUAUCUACAGACUGGCCAUGGCCUGGUUCAUGUAUGGACGCCUUGGAGUUGGAGCUGUACUGGUAUUUUCUAGAAGUCUUGCAAGACGACUUACAGGGUUGUCCGUUGGCUGACAUUGCACAUAUGUGUACACUUUGUAAACCUAUCUUCAACUAAAUUAGACAUACAGAAUGAUAACCCAUUGUGGGAAGCCCCAUCGCUAGCCACGACAUGGUGGUGCGAUCUGAAAUAGACUGAAGUCGUCAGAUAACUGUAAUUCCCGCUCAUUGUUCGAGCUUCUCAAUUGUGAAAGCCUAGCGGGUUUAUUGCUACGAUCCAGGAGCAACGAGCCUGACGUCCAAAGUCGACUUUAUUCUACACAAUCUGGAUUCAGUAUUCUUUCUCACCUGGGUGUAAUAAUGGAGAGAAAAGAUCUCAUCCGAGGCGUUUGCCCAUUACAAGCGAGUCGAAAAAAAAGAAAUGUUCCAUUUGUGCUGUUCUCUUCAGCCUGGGAUCAUGUUACAUUCCCAUAUAUUUCCUUCUGGAAGGUUUUGGUUGAGCAACAAUGGAAUGUUACGCAAAUUCAGCUUGUCUGCCCUAUUUCAAAAAUUCCAUGCCUUUCCGUACUCUGAGGAUACAGUUAGACUAUUUUCUUCAGGAAGACACCACUGGUUCAUUCCACGGAGGUACCUUUAACAUCCCUCGAACUGUCUGAGGAAGUAGGAGCAUUUCUGCACUGAUUAGUUUGAUGCUCUAUCGAUCUAGAAGAUGGAGCCUGGUGUACAUAGCAUAUUUUUCACGAAAAGCCAGUUUUAGCGUCUUCCAAUAAGCCUCCUGACCCAGGGACUUCAGUAGUCAACCGUUAACGCAGAUAGGAUCAUCGUCCAUAGACAGUCAGGGCCUGAAACGAUCGAAAGCCAACCAAAUGAUGCAACUAUUCGAGAACAGGUAAAGUUCCUGACGUAUACAGUCCAAGCUAAUAGGAAGCAUGUAGGACCUUCUCUUGUAUGUGUAUUACUCUCCUUCCACAGACAAAAGCAGUAGAACCCUCAAAACUAGACAGAUUCAUAUUUUCCUCAAAAUGAUCGUCUUAUAUUUCAUCAGAGUGUGUAUGUUCGGAAGCCUCCACAUUGAUGAACCACUCUAAAAUGACUUCUCGUUCAAAUCUCAACAACAAAAGACUCAUAUUGAUGGUGUCAGAGCUAAAUAUAACUACAUUCAAGAAAGAUUUGGGGUGUUCAAGAAAGUCACGUUAUGUACCUGCGCAUUAAGUUGAUGUCUAGGUGGAAAUUGUUGGGUUUGUUUUAUCUUGAUAUCCUUGAGACUCCUCACGAUCAUUCCACGCAUAAAUAUGCAUAGCUUUUCGGCAUUCAAUUUGGAGCCCACUCAUCUAAACAGCGGUCCAAAAAGAGAGGGACAACAGAACGCCCUCUUCGAGAACAGUACCACAGCAAUCUAAUAAUUCCUGAAUCGUAGAAUAACGAUCUACAAUUUCAUUGUAAGACCGAGUGAGAUUCCCAUCAAAAAUUAGCUGUUUGACACACACUCUGCCCUGCAACUCGAAAGCCUCUGUCCUACUCUCGUCAAUGUGAACUGCUCAGGGUUAGCCAUCAAUUGCAGGAUGUUACACAGUCUCCCGCCAACACUACGCCGGAUAACUGUUCUCGCCACAAUGAACAAGGACGUCCACACGUGUACAAACACCAUAGAAAACAGAACUCCUGCGGAUUCCAAAGGUCUCACGGCCAACACUGCAAGACGUCCCUGUAGUUCUUGCUAUGAUGAGCAGCGAGGUAAAAGCCAGUCGGCUACAUCUCUUUACUCAUAGAGUUCCAACAAACAGCUGCUGAUCCACAAGUUCAAAAAUAACAACUAGCCAAGGUCGACCUCCUCUCUGACGGUGAUCUCCGAGAAACAAUCCUUCGACCAAACGUAAAAUCGUGAAGUACACUUUAGUGUGAACAAGUCUGAAAUAAUAUCACUUUCACGCCCUAGGCAUCAGAUACUCCGAUUUGAGUGAGAUGAGUGAGACUGACCGAAGGCAGAACAGUUCUAGGCCCUUCUGUUCUACGUUGUCCCGGACUCACAAGAGAUUCACAGAAGUUCAGAAGUCACGGGGGGACGGUGUACAACACCCCGUUGCCCUACUCUCAGAACACUUAUUAGAGAGAUAAGGGCAACUUACAGACAGACCUGCAGCCCACAGAACGUGAAAGCACAAGCCAAAGGCAGUAACUGGAAAGGAGAAUUCGGUGCCACUGAGAAAUGACAUGCCAUGAAAUGAUCGAGGAAGAUGCAACGAGAUGAGUCAGUGGUACAUACAGUCCAGUACCUGGCAACCAGCGCAGCUGAGAAGUGAUCAAAUGCGAGGACAUGGAUAAUCUCAUGGACAGGCCAUGCGCUUCUACGUGCCAAAUUCGGUCUCUUCCCGACUACCCGAGCUCCAUCUGCCGUCGCAGAUCGAGGCAGCUCAUGGGCACGGUCCGGUCUGCGCUGCCAGCUCCAGAAUCAUUCCCAGCUUAUGCCGCAUCUUGGAUCGAUCGAAAUGCCUGCCACCUCCAGAUCCAAAUCUCUGACUGCCCAGGCCGGCCCGGGACUCGAUCCAGUUCCCCACGAUCUGCAGUACGAAGGCGGACGGCAACGCAGUUCAAGCCAUUAAGGCCACUUCGAGGCAGAAGGCAAGAAAGCGUAUUUUGGAAGUAGCGCUUCCUUUGCUUCUCCUGCAAGCCUCAGGCCUCGACGCAGUCAACUGCAGGGACUUAGACUUUCGCACGGCUGCACAACCACGACUGUCUGCCUAUCUGCCGGUAGACUAUUGACUGCCCCGGAUCGACGGAGCCAUCACCGUCGAUCGUCGAUC
Molecule: messenger RNA, 4741 nt
Organism: Marchantia polymorpha subsp. ruderalis
Lineage: Eukaryota; Viridiplantae; Streptophyta; Marchantiopsida; Marchantiales; Marchantiaceae
Source: the annotation of a GenBank genome assembly